Molecule: messenger RNA, 3048 nt
Organism: Lingula anatina
Lineage: Eukaryota; Metazoa; Brachiopoda; Lingulata; Lingulida; Lingulidae
Product: RNA-binding protein 5
Biological process (GO): mRNA splicing, via spliceosome
Cellular component (GO): nucleus
Molecular function (GO): RNA binding
Source: RefSeq, a predicted model, not a curated record
AUUAAUUUUGUAGGGGCGAGUGCUGGGAACUAAUCGGAGAAACAGAGAAUUGUGGGUAUUUUGUGGUCAUCGCCAUCUUGGCGUCGCAAGAUAACAAAGAUGGAUUCACAAAUAUCACAGUUCUUAGCUCAGCAAAAACAACAGUCAUUAUUUCCAAGGCCUCCCCUGAGAGGGGCAGGAUUUGUAGUAGCAAGGCCAGGACAGGGAGGAUUCAUAGGAGUCAGGCAGCCAGGACUCAUGCCAAUACCAAUAGCUGGACAUUUUGGGCAGCCUGAAAUCCCAGGGAAUUUCCCUCAGCAUGACUUUCAAAGAGCCUUUCCUCCUCAGCACGAAAUUGCCGCAAACUUUGGUGGUCAAAGAGAAAUGCCAGGAAACUUUGGACAGCCUAAUAUUCCAGCUGAUAUGCGGCAGCUUGAAAGAGAUAUGCAAGGAAAAAUGGGUCAGCGGGAGAUGCUGGGGAAUAUACCACAUCGUGAUGACUUUGGCCAGGGAGAAAUGCAUCAUGAUUCUUUUGAUGACAGAGGUUUUGGAAACCAGGUAGAAGAGGAUCAUGACAGGCAUUAUCAAAACAGAACAAGAGACAGGGACAGAGACAGACGUCGGGACCGGGACAGAGAUCGUGACAGGGACAGAAGGAGAAACCGGGACAGGGAUAGGGACAGGAACCGAGAUCGUAGCAUGGAGAGGAGUAGAGGGGGAGAAGGAAAUUUUGAUAACAGUUAUGAUUAUGGCAACUAUGAAGAGUAUGAUGAUGAUGGUUACAACUACGAUGGUGGUCGGCAAGACGUGAACAACAGUAUGGGCAGAGACAGGAGAGAGGGGCGUGGCUAUGACAGGGGAGAUCACUAUGGGCGUGAUGGGCGUGGUCACAACAGGGAGGGGGAGAAGUGGUUGACUGACAACCCCACGAACACCAUCAUGUUGAGAGGAUUACCUCAGAAGAUAGAUGAAAAAGAUAUUCGUGCAGAGCUCAUGAUGUUUGGUGUACCUAUAAAAGAGGUGCGGCUAAUGAAGAAGAAAGAUACAGGUGCCUCCAGGGGGUUUGCUUUCGUGGAGUUUCAGAAUACGACCGACGCACAGCGCUGGAUGGAACACAAUCAGGGCCAGUUAUAUAUGUUGAACCAGUAUGCGGUUAGCAUGCACUAUAGUCAGCCUAAGACCCCUGGGAUGGGAGGGGGCAGCGGCAGAGACGGAGGCCCCAGUGGCGGAGGAAUGGGACCCAUGGAUAGGAAUGGUGAUCAUAAAACAGACUGGAUUUGCUCUAAGUGUGGAGUACACAAUUUUAAAAGGAGGGACUACUGUUUCAAGUGCAGUAUCUCCAGAGAAGAGUCGGAGAAGUCUGGUAAAGAAGGAGAUGGCUUUGAUCAAGUGGGCACAAAUCCUUGUAACACUUUAAUUUUCCGUGGUCUGGAUGCCUUGACAACUGAGGAAAGCAUCAUGGCUGCCCUGGUUAAGGUGACGGCCCUGACUGUGAAGAACUGCCGCGUGAUGCGGGAUAGCUUGACCAAUACUUCACAAGGUUACGCAUUUAUAGAGAUGAAUUUGGCAGCAGAGGCCAGCCAGUUACUGGAGUCCCUGGGGAGACUUAACCCACCCCUGGAAAUAGAUGGAAAACAAGUCCUUAUGUCUUACUCCAAAAAUACUUUCACCACAGUGUUGGCCACCCUCCAACAGAACAGCACAUAUGAUUACUCCCAGUACUAUGACAGCACAUACUACCAGGGCCAGGAGGCCCAGCAGACAGGAUACUAUGACCAGAAUGGACAGUACUAUGAAUAUAGCCAGGGCCAGUAUGUGCAGGCAGCUGCCCCACCCACACAAACUGACUCCACCAAUGCAGCGGCAGCGGUGGCCCAGGCAGCCAUACAGCAGGCCCAGGCUGUGAAACAUUUCCAGAAACAACAGGAACAGUACCAGAAACAAGUGAUAGAACAAAUACAGCAUCAACAAAAGCUAGCAGAUAUGUCACCGGAGCAGAGGCUAGCCCACCAGGCCCAGCAGUGGUCCACCACACAGACAGAUGGCGCUGAGCCUGCACCACAGCCAGGAGAGCCCAAUGCCUCUGGAGAAUACACCACAUAUCCUGUACCAGAUGUCUCAACCUAUACAUAUGAUGAGGCGUCUGGAUAUUAUUAUGAUCCACAGACAGGCCUGUACUAUGAUGCUAACUCACAGUACUACUACAACGCCUCCACUGCCAAGUUUUUAUACUGGGACAGCGAGAGGUCAACCUACUUGGCUGCCCCCACAGCCGAGAACCAGGGCGAACAGAAAGAUGACAAGACCAAGAAGGAGAAGGACAAGAAAGAGAAGGUCAAGAUUGCCAAGAAGAUAGCCAAGGACAUGGAGAAAUGGGCCAAGACCCUGAAUGCUCAGAAGGAUGCUAUGAAGGAUGGGUUUAAGAAGAGCAUGCAGUCACUGGGAGGAGGGCCUGAGAGAGAGUCUGCCAGCGCUGACGCAGGGUUUGCUGUACUGGAGAAGGGCAUGGGCGAGAAGCCAGUAGACCAGUCACUUAUGCCUCCACCACCUCUGCCUGGUGGGGGAAAACAAGCUCCAGGUCAAGGUCAGCCAUCUGGAGCUCUGGUGGCGUCUUACGGCGGAGACAGCGACGAGGAGGACGAAGACGACACCCAGCAGAUGUCACCAGGGAUGGUAGAGGAGAAGAUGACCGACUGGACCAAGAUGGCCUGUUUGUUGUGCAAAAGACAGUUCCCUUCAAAGGAGGCUUUACAGAGGCAUCAACAGCUGUCAGAUCUCCAUAAGCAAAAUCUGGACAAAUUAAAGGCAUCACAAGCAGCACAGGCUGGGCCAUCUGCAGGUCAGUACAGGGACAGAGCUAAAGAACGAAGACAGAAAUAUGGAAGCACAGAUCCACCUAUCAACAAAAAGAAACAGCAACAGCUGAGACAACAGGCCACAGCAUAUGAAGAGCCAACCAAAGCAGGUCUAGGUCAAGACAACAUUGGAAAUAAACUUUUACAAAAGAUGGGCUGGAGUCAGGGCAAAGGUCUGGGCAGGACAAACCAGGGCAUUGUGGACCCUAUUCAG